Molecule: messenger RNA, 906 nt
Organism: Trichomonas vaginalis G3
Lineage: Eukaryota; Parabasalia; Trichomonadida; Trichomonadidae
Exons: 1
Coding region: 1-906 (301 amino acids)
Source: RefSeq, a predicted model, not a curated record
AUGACUCAAUUCGGGAGUCUCAAUCUUCAAUAUGCCAAUAAGAUAUUGCCAACGCUAAAUAACGUUCCAAAAAGCAAAUAUGAGUAUACAAGGUUAUCACAGAAGCUUAAUGUAUUGAAUAAUCAGGCGCAUUAUUUAAAAGAUAAUUUAAGGAGAAUCCUUAACGAAAAAUUUGCAGAACCAGAGGUUUAUAUGCUAUCUCAACUGCUAGAAUUGAAGGAUGAAUUUAAUGCAAAUCAAACUGAAGUUGUACGUUAUAUUCAAACAGCGCAAUUACAACAAUCAUUUCCUACAAAAGCAACAUCUGUUAAGAAGACAAGUAUAGACUUUAUAUCAAACGAUCAAAAUCAAACAUCUUUUUUCUCUACACGCGUAUUAAAUGAAGAAAUUGCCAAGUUAGAAGAGCUUAUUGCAGACAUGACAAAUAAGCAAAAGAAAGUUCAGCAGGAUUUAAGUGAAUUUAGGAAUUUAAGCAAACAAGCAAAAGUUGAUGACGAAAUGAAAACGCUUUCUAAAGGAUGGAUCCCACAAUUCAUACAUAAUUCUUAUCCAUCAAGAUCAGCACCUUCUUUUGUUAAGCUAACGAAUGAAAGAAAAAGAUUAGCAGAUAUUAAAAAACAAUAUGACUUAUUAGCUGUACAAUUAAUACCUGAAUUUGCUAGACAUUUAGAUAUUGCUAAAUUAGGUUUCACAGACAAAGAAAUGAAAUUAUUCAGGAGGAAAUUUAAAUUCCCCAAUGCAGCAACUCUCACUGACAUGGCAGUGGAAAUGGCCGAAAAAUGGGAUGAAAAGAGGCUUCAGGAGAAAAGAGAGCAAGAAGAAAGAGAAAUUGAGAAAAAUCAAGAAGAAGAACAUGAUGAAGAAAAUGAUCAAAAGACAUUCGAAACAGAGCCUCCAAAUCUAUAA